AAUUAUUGGAUGGGUAGGGUAGCAUUUUUUCGAUCACUAACUCGAAUUUGGCUGCUCUGUUCCACUCCGUGUUCUUUGAUAAUACCGUGUUCUCUCUUGCUUUCGCAAAGCCAGAGAAGCUUUCUUUCUGGGCCAUCAACAUGUCGACCGGACUGACUAUCGGCGGCUGGUUCGCACAAGCCUUCAUCCAAACUCUCGCCGACAAGGCCAGCUCCUACUUCCUCCAGCACUCCUGGCAGAGCUACGAUCUCGCGCACGACCUCAGGCAGCUGAGCUCCUCGCUCAAGAAGGCGCGCGCCGUCCUAUGCCGUGCCGAGCGAAAGGGGACUGCCAAUAUGCACGAUGACUUGGCGACGCUGGCCGCGGAACUCAGAGGCGCGGUCUACGACGCCGAGGACUUGCUCGGCGACCUUGACUACGAAACCCUGAGUCGGAAGAUCGAAGGAGGCGAGGCAGUUGACUCGCCAACCUCCUCUCCGUCUUCUCUUGCAGACAUUUUCAGCCUCGGCAACGGUGAUAUCGAGUUCAUAUUGAGGGAAGUUGGAGACAGGCUGGGUCAAGCUGCUAAAAAACUGGAGGACUUCCUGAACUCAGAGCACGACCAGAUGCUGCCUGUCGAGAGGGAGAGGGAGACGAGUUCCUUCUUGACCGUGCCUAAAGUGUUCGGCAGGGAAGACAAGAAGAAGGCUAUUAUAGAACUGCUGCUGCCUGGAUCCGGCGGCGCCAGUGUCACGCCCCGGGACCCAGCGGAAGCCAGCUUCUCUGUUCUGCCUAUAAUCGGCGCGGUAGGAGUGGGGAAGACUACUUUGGCUCAGUAUGUCUACAACGACCCGAGGGUGAGUGAACACUUUAACCUGAAAAUGUGGGUGUGUGUCUCUCACUCCUUUGAUGUGAAACGGCUGACUAAGCAGAUGAUAGAGUCUGCAACCGGCAAGAUGCAAGAUGAUCUUAGCUUGGACUCUCUUCAAGUGAUCCUGCAGAGGAAGGUGAUGACAAGUAGGAGGUUCCUACUUGUCCUCGAUGAUGUAAGGAGGGAGGAUGACAGUGAGGAAUGGCAGAAGCUUUGUGCCCCGUUAAGGCAGGGGCACCAAGGAAGCAUGAUCUUGGUGACUGCUCGCUCUCGAAGGGUUGCCGACGUAAUGGGCACAAUGGAACCAAUCCAUCUGCAGAGUUUGUCUGAUGAUGAUUGCUGGAAGUUCCUCAAGUCGCGUGCAUUUGGUCCUGAGGCAGUUCCUUCCGAUUUAGAGGCCGUUGGUACUA
Molecule: messenger RNA, 1260 nt
Organism: Ananas comosus (pineapple)
Lineage: Eukaryota; Viridiplantae; Streptophyta; Magnoliopsida; Poales; Bromeliaceae
Product: disease resistance protein RGA2-like
Exons: 1
Molecular function (GO): ADP binding
Source: RefSeq, a predicted model, not a curated record